GUUGUAAACCAUAAUUAUAAUAGAUGCAAUACAUCUUCGUUGGCACCGUAUGUAUGUGAAUAAAAACUGUAUAUAAAUUUGUAUUAAGAAAACUAAAAAUGAUACUAUGUAACGUCAUACAAUGGAUUAAAAUUGAAAAGACCGACUGAAAAUGGAUUAGGGACAUUAUUAUUAACAUAUAAUUUUAAUCUGAUACUUGCGUAUGAUGUUAUAAGGGUUUCAGAUAAUCUAGUUGCCCAAAUCUAAAUGUUUCAUUGAUAGUUUGUGUUUUGAUCAGUAAAAGUGAAAAUGUCUAUUUCAAAUGCAAGUGUUUCAGUACAAAACGGAACUUUAAGUAAUGACACGGACUGGAACGUCGGGGGCGAAUUCAUCAACCCAUUCAACACACCGCAUGUGCGAAUUAUCUUCACCAUUUGUUAUGCUACAGUUUUCACGUUGUGUAUUGCCGGUAAUUUCAUGGUGCUGUUUGCCAUAGCAAGGAGCCCACGUCUUCGCAGCAUGACCAAUUUUCUGCUGGCCAAUCUUGCCAUUGCCGACUUCUGUGUUGGAACAUUCUGUGUUCUGCCUAACCUGUCCACCUUCUUGCAACAGAAUUGGAUUCUUGGAAAGGCAAUGUGUAAGAUAUAUUAUUAUAUCUGGAAUGUGAGCUAUAUUGCCAGUAUCAUCAUUCUGACGGUUAUCGCUAUAGAGAGAUACAUCGCCAUCAUCCAUCCACUGAAAGCGAGACACUUCAUGACUACUAAGAGGCUAGUGUUGGUUCAAAUUAUGACAUGGUUUAUAUCUCUUGUCUAUAACAUUCCUUUUCUCAUAUUCUACGAUACAAUUUCGUUUUCCGAACAUGGGAAGGAAUUUUGUUAUUCCUCUUUUCAACACACAGAAGCCUUAAAAUGGCUUAGUUUACUUAACUUGAUAAUUUGGUAUAUUAUUCCACUUUUACUAAUUGGAUUUAUGUAUUAUCGUGUGGCACGAGCGUUGUGGAAAACUGCAGUAGUAUCAGCACUCCGUCUACAGCCUUACCCUGAUCCUGAGGAGGUUUCAACACGCACGUCAAACUUUCAUAAUGAUUCCUUCCGAAAUACGUCUGAGAAAAAUAUACGACAAAGUCCGAACUUAAGCGGAGACAAAUCCGAACUAUCGCAUGGCCAGUCUUUAUCUAGUGGAGAAAGUCAAUAUUCUGAGAAAGCCAUCUUUACUUUUAAGGGUAAACAUGCGGUUACCCUUGUCUGUGGUAUUCGUGAAAGAGGUGAAAUAUCACCGCAUGAAAUCAUAUGUCUCUGCCCGAAUUCAUCCAAGUCGGAUCGCUCGGACUCAGACAUGGCUGUUCAACUAUUUAGAACAAAUGAGAUGGACUCGCAAUCGUACACAAGAGGGAGCAGUUUUAGACAUAGCCGAUAUAGACAAACGUAUAUGUCGAACUCCAGGCGUGUUGCGAAAGCCAGAAAGAAAGUUAUUCGACUUUUGAUUUCUGUGGUUAUAACUUUUGGCGUGUGUGUAUUGCCUCAUAUGAUGAAAGUGCUCAAUCAUUAUUGGAUGAUAUUUCAUUUGCCACACUCUGUAGAUACGAUUCUCUCACCUGUAUCCUUCAUUGUACUGUAUCUGAAUUCAGUGUUGAAUCCGUUUUUGUAUGCCAUUUUCUCAACCAACUUUAGAAGAAGUUUUAAAGAGACAUUACCUUGUUUCUGAACGCGUAGGAAAACGAAUAAAUCAACGUGAAGUUUCUUGUACACCGUGCCACGUUAGAAAAUUUCAUCGAUGUUUACAAAAUAGAGUUGAUCACAAUCUUUUAAGUUGUCAUUAUCUGAAUUAACAAUGUCUUAAAAAUACUCUUAUAGGUCUCUUUUGGAUUAAUAAAAGCUCCAUUAUGAUCAAUUUAUAAUAGAAGGAAACUUACAAAAGUAAUUUUUACUAAAGCAGCAAAGACAGCGAAAAGAAAGAAUCUGAUUGUGAAAUGAAUGACAUUGAACUCACGUUUGUAUCAUAUUUUGCACAUUCAGCACAAUUUUGUCUAUUAACAUAUGCCUUAUCCGUUGCAUUUGCAAUGCCUUCAAUACAAUAAAUAUUUCAUUCAUUAAGACAUUACAAAAUAAUUGCAAACUUGGAUUUGGUUCGUUGCAAUGCAGACAAACAAUGUUGUUGAUAGUUGCUUGUGUACGCUUUACGAUUUUUCCACUCUGCUGAAUAUUUUAUUACAUCAGUGGCAUUAGCAAAGUAGUUAUUGACAUUAGUAGUUUCAGUAAUUCAGUAAUUACGAACAAUUGUAUAUGACUUUGAACACUGUAUACACAAUUUGAAAUAAAAUAUCGU
Molecule: messenger RNA, 2304 nt
Organism: Mercenaria mercenaria
Lineage: Eukaryota; Metazoa; Mollusca; Bivalvia; Venerida; Veneridae
Product: trissin receptor-like
Exons: 3
Coding region: 289-1683 (464 amino acids)
Biological process (GO): G protein-coupled receptor signaling pathway
Cellular component (GO): plasma membrane
Molecular function (GO): G protein-coupled receptor activity
Source: RefSeq, a predicted model, not a curated record